This is a messenger RNA of Glycine soja, 7410 nucleotides long. RefSeq lists its product as uncharacterized. Lineage: Eukaryota; Viridiplantae; Streptophyta; Magnoliopsida; Fabales; Fabaceae. Gene Ontology annotation, biological process: DNA integration; proteolysis. The coding region runs from base 1 to 6732 and encodes 2243 amino acids. Gene Ontology annotation, molecular function: RNA-DNA hybrid ribonuclease activity; nucleic acid binding; aspartic-type endopeptidase activity. The transcript is spliced from 3 exons. The record is from RefSeq and is a predicted model, not a curated record.
AUGGAUAUAGUUGAACAAGAAAAUCAGAGUCUCAGGGAGGAGGUUGCCACGUUACGAGAGGGAAUGGAUAGGUUGACGACCAUGAUGAGUGCGCUCCUGUCAGCCCAGAACUCUCAAGCUGCCGCCGCUGCUGUAGAGCAGCCUUUGGUGAGCACAACCCCACUAUCUACGGUGACUUCUCCACCCCUCUUUUUGCCUCCAGGUUGUACAUGGGGAAUGCCACCUCCAGUCUGUGGAGGCCCCCAGCCCGCUGUAUCUGAAGUUCCACCUCCUUUUGCUCAGCAGUCAGCUCCAGUUCCGCAACCCGGUACCUCUUUCCCUCAAGCUGCAAUGACUUAUUCAGCUCCACUGAUUCACACUAUUCAACAAGAGGUUGAACCAAUUUUCCAAGAUGAAAAUGUUGUAGCCUUCGACAAGAUGGAAGAACUCCAAGAAAGAUUUGAUGGUAUGCAAAGGGAAGUCGAAGCCCUCCGAGGAAGAGAUCUGUUCGGGAAGGACGCCUGUGAAUUAUGCUUGGUCCCAAAUGUUACUAUCCCUCACAAGUUCAAGGUGCCAGACUUCGAGAAGUAUAAAGGGAACUCUUGUCCCCGCAGUCACUUGGUGAUGUACGCGCGGAAAAUGUCCAUGUAUACUGACAAUCAUAAGCUGCUUAUUCAUUUCUUUCAGGACAGCCUGACUGGGGCCGCUCUGAAAUGGUAUAUGAAUUUGGACAGUGCGAGCAUUCGUACUUUCAAUGACCUGGGUGAAGCGUUCAUCCGGCAGUAUAAGUACAAUCUGGACAUGGCCCCAGAUCGUGAUCAGCUCCGUGCGAUGACACAAAAAGAGAAGGAAACGUUCAAGGAGUAUGCCCAGCGUUGGAGGGAAGUGGCUGCCCAGAUUGUCCCGCCGUUGGAAGAAAAGGAAAUGACCAAAAUAUUCCUGAAGACCUUGAGCCAGUUUUAUUACGAGAAAAUGGUUGCAAGCGCACCAACAGACUUCACUGAAAUGGUCAACAUGGGGGUGCGAUUAGAGGAAGGUGUCCGAGAGGGACGUUUGACUGGGGAAAGUGCCCCUGCCGCAAGUAAUGCCAAGAAGUUUGGAGGCCACUUUGCGAAGAAGAAAGAUCAAGAGGUGGGAAUGGUAGCUCAUGGUAAGCCUCAGCAGAAUUUCACCCCAUAUCGUCAGGUUGCGAAUGUCGCAUCCACUAUCCCAAACCCAUCAUAUCACCAACAAAGGCCACAUUACCCCCACCAAUACCCUCCACAACAAUACCCUCCACAACAAUACCCUCCACAACAAUACCCUCUGCCACAAUACCCUCAAAAACAACAAAAUCGCCCGCAGACCCCCCAACAACCAUAUCACUCACAAAACCGCCAGAAAACAACCUUUGAUCCAAUCCCGAUGAAAUAUGCUGACUUACUCCCCGCCCUGCUCGCCAAAAACCUUGUCCAGGUCAGAACACCCCCUCGUACACCAGAUGUUUUACCUCCCUGGUUUCGUCAUGAUUUAACCUGUGCUUUCCACCAAGGGGCCCCAGGUCAUGACGUUGAAAACUGCUAUGUCCUGAAGAAUGAAGUGCAAAAACUUGUCCGAGCCAACUUGCUAUCCUUCAAAGAUCAGAAUCCCAAUGUUCAGGCGAACCCUCUGCCGAACCAUGGGCCUACUGUCAACAUGAUACAAGAUUGUGGUGAAGAAGGUGUCAUCCUAAACGUCCAGCACAUUCGAACUCCCCUGGUCCCAAUACAUAUCAAGAUGUGCGAGGCAGCUCUGUUUGACCAUGAUCAUGCAGCGUGUGAAAUAUGUCCAGUGAAUGUAAAAGGAUGCCCGAAGGUACAAAAGGACAUACAAGGGCUGAUAGACAGCAGAGAACUAACCAUCACGAGGAAGGACAGAGAAGUGUGCGUCAUUACCCCCGAGUUUCAGCGGUUGGAAAUAAGCUAUAACAGUGGGGAAUCAACUACUACUCCACUAGUGAUUAGUUUGCCAGGACCUAUGCCGUAUGCUUCUCUAAAAGCGGUCCCUUACAAGUAUAGUGCCACGAUGUUGGAAGGUGGGCAGGAGGUGCCUUUGCCUUCUCCAACUCCUGCGAUUUCUGUGGACAACAUUGCUAGUGACGGUAAAGUUCUAAGGAAUGGACGUGUUAUCCCCACAUUGUUUGCAAAGAAAGUGAAUGAUCCGGCAGUUAAACAGGCGACAGUGAAUGGCCCCGGUACAAGGAAGGAAGUAGGCCAAUCCAAUGGGACUAGCAAGAAUUCUGAUCAUGACGAGAUUCUGAAACUGAUCCAGAAGAGUGAGUAUAAAGUAGUAGACCAGCUGCUGCAAACUCCCUCUAAGAUAUCCAUUUUGUCUCUGCUAUUGAACUCAGAAGCACACCGUGAGGCUCUAAUGAAGGUGUUGGACCAAGCUUUUGUGGAGAGGGACGUGACUGUUAAUCAAUUGGACAGUAUAGUAGGAAACAUUACUGCCUGCAAUAAUUUAAGUUUUAGUGAUGAAGAGCUUCCUGAGGAGGGGAGGAACCACAAUCUGGCGUUACAUAUAUCGGUGAACUGCAAGUCAGAUGCUCUGUCGAAUGUACUUGUGGACACUGGUUCCUCAUUGAAUGUAAUGGCCAAAUCCACAUUAGAUCAACUUUCCUACCGGGGGCCUCCCAUGAGAAGAAGCGGGGUGGUGGUCAAAGCGUUUGAUGGAUCAAGAAAGUCUGUUAUCGGGGAGGUUGAUUUGCCCAUUACAAUUGGGCCGUUUGUUUUCCAAAUUACAUUCCAGGUGAUGGAUAUCCAAGCCGCAUACAGUUGCCUUUUGGGUAGGCCGUGGAUCCAUGAAGCGGGGGCCGUGACAUCCACCUUGCAUCAAAAGCUGAAGUUUGUCAGAAAUGGGAGUUUGAUCACUGUGAGCGGAGAGGAAGCCUUGUUGGUUAGUCAUUUGUCAGCUUUUUCCUUUAUUGGUGCUGAUGAAACAGAAGGAACCUCUUUCCAAGGCCUGACUGUAGAGGGUAAAAAGCCAGAGAAGAAUGAAGUAUCUUUUGCUACUUGGAAGAGCGCACAGAAAGUGGUGCAGGAAGGAACAGGUGUAGGAUGGGGAAAAGUUGUGCAGUUGAUAGAGAGUAAAAACCGCGCAGGACUGGGAUUUGCUUCUUCUGCAGGAUCCGCAACGAACAGUGUUGGAUCAAGCUCCAUUACUAGCACCUUUUGUAGCGCCGGGUUCAUCAACAACUCGCCAGAAGCCAAUGCUGUCUUGGAAGAUGUUCCUGAAGAGAUAGUGCUUGCAUUUGUCACACCUGGAAAACUUGUUCGCAACUGGGACGCGGUUGACAUCCCUGCAGUGGUUCAUGCAUCAAAACUAGGCAUUUACGAGCCCGUUGAACAUAAUAACCCCGCACUCUCUCCCAACUUCGAAUCUCCUGUCUACGAGGCUGAAGAGGAGGAGGAUGAUGAAAUCCCGGAGGAACUCGCUCGGUUAUUGGAAUAUGAAAAGAAAACCAUUCGGCCUCAUGAGGAGGUAGUAGAGGUGAUUAACUUGGGAACCGAGGAAGAUAAGAAGGAAGUCAAGAUUGGGGCAUCGCUUGAGGCAACUGUCAAACGAAGGGUGAUUGAAUUACUCAAAGAAUACGUCGGUGUGUUCGCAUGGUCGUACCAAGAUAUGCCUGGCUUGGAUCCCCGUAUCGUGGAGCACCGUUUGCCUUUGAAGCCCGAAUGCCCACCGGUCAAACAGAAACUGAGAAGAACUCGCCCUGACAUGGCUCUCAAGAUCAAAGAGGAAGUACAGAAGCAGAUCGAUGCAGGUUUUCUUGUCACAUCAGAGUAUCCUCAAUGGCUAGCCAACAUAGUGCCUGUUCCAAAGAGGGACGGCAAAGUCAGGAUGUGCGUUGACUACCGGGAUUUGAACAAGGCUAGUCCGAAAGAUGACUUUCCUCUACCUCACAUCGAUGUAUUGGUUGACAGCGCUGCAAAGUCCAAGGUCUUCUCCUUCAUGGACGGUUUCUCUGGGUACAAUCAGAUCAAGAUGGCAGUUGAAGACAGAGAAAAGACAUCUUUCAUCACGCCUUGGGGCACCUUUUGCUACAGGGUAAUGCCUUUUGGGUUAAUAAAUGCAGGUGCCACUUACCAAAGAGGCAUGACCACUCUCUUUCAUGACAUGAUGCACAAAGAGAUAGAAGUGUACGUGGAUGAUAUGAUUGUCAAGUCAGGCACUGAAGAAGAACAUGUCGAGUACUUGCUGAAGAUGUUUCAACGGCUGAGAAAGUACCAACUUCGACUGAAUCCCAACAAAUGUACCUUUGGUGUUAGAUCUGGAAAACUCUUGGGUUUCAUUGUCAGUCAGAAAGGUAUUGAAGUAGAUCCUGACAAGGUCAAGGCCAUUAGAGAAAUGCCGGUUCCACAAACAGAGAAACAAGUGAGAGGUUUUCUUGGGCGUCUAAAUUACAUUUCUCGUUUCAUCUCGCACAUGACAGCCACGUGCGGACCUAUAUUCAAGUUGCUCCGAAAAGAUCAAGGGGUUGUUUGGACCGAAGAUUGUCAAAAGGCUUUUGAUAGUAUCAAGAAUUAUCUGCUAGAACCUCCAAUUCUUAUACCUCCAGUUGAAGGAAGGCCUCUGAUUAUGUACUUGACUGUGUUAGAAGAUUCUAUGGGCUGUGUGCUCGGACAACAGGAUGAGACCGGAAGGAAAGAACAUGCCAUCUACUACUUGAGCAAGAAGUUUACAGAUUGUGAGUCCAGGUACUCCCUACUUGAGAAAACUUGUUGUGCACUAGCCUGGGCUGCCAAGCGUCUUCGUCACUACAUGAUUAACCACACCACCUGGCUAAUAUCCAAAAUGGACCCGAUCAAGUAUAUCUUUGAGAAACCCGCUCUGACAGGAAGAAUUGCUCGUUGGCAGAUGUUGUUAUCCGAGUAUGAUAUCGAAUACCACACCCAGAAGGCAAUUAAGGGAAGUGUCCUUGCUGAUCAUUUGGCUCACCAACCAAUUGAGGACUAUCAACCCAUCAAGUUUGACUUUCCUGAUGAAGAGAUUAUGCACUUGAAGAUGAAGGAUUGUGAUGAACCAUUGCUUGGAGAAGGUCCAGAUCCCGAGUCUAGAUGGGGUUUGAUUUUUGAUGGAGCCGUGAAUGUCUUUGGCAAUGGAAUUGGGGCAGUUAUUAUCACUCCGGAAGGUAAUCAUCUCCCUUUCGCUGCAAGGUUACAGUUUGAUUGCACCAACAAUAUGGCAGAAUAUGAAGCAUGUAUCUUGGGCAUUGAAAAAGCCAUCGACUUGAGAAUCAAGAACCUUGACAUUUACGGGGAUUCAGCUCUCGUAAUCAACCAAAUCAAAGGAGAAUGGGAAACUCGCCACCCCGGCUUGAUUCCAUACAAAGAUUAUGCAAAGCGUUUGCUAACCUUCUUCAACAAAGUAGAGCUUCACCACAUCCCUCGUGAUGAGAACCAGAUGGCAGAUGCGUUAGCAACUUUAUCCUCCAUGUACGAAGUGAGUCACCGGAACAAUUUGCCAACAAUCAGAAUUCAGCGCCUCGAGAGGCCCGCUCACGUGUUUGCAGUCGAAGAGGUUGUCGAUGAUAAGCCCUCAUCCAACAAAGACAGGAGAACUUUGAGAAGAUUGUCUGGUAAUUUCUUCCUAAAUGGGGAUGUUUUGUACAAAAGAAACUUUGACAUGGUACUACUCAGGUGUGUAGAUAAGCAAGAAGCAGAACUUUUGAUGCAUGAGGUACAUGAAGGCUCCUUUGGAACUCACUCCAAUGGACAUGCAAUGGCUAGGAAGUUGUUGAGAGCAGGUUACUACUGGAUGUCGAUGGAAACAGAUUGUUGCAAGCAUGCCAGGAAGUGCCACAAAUGCCAGAUUUAUGCUGACAGAAUUCAUGUACCACCAACUACACUUAAUGUUCUUUCUUCUCCGUGGCCCUUCUCUAUGUGGGGCAUCGAUGUGAUUGGUAGAAUCGAACCGAAAGCUUCAAACGGACAUCGUUUCAUUCUAGUGGCUAUUGAUUACUUCACCAAGUGGGUUGAAGCAGCAUCUUAUGCAAAUGUGACUAAGCAAGUUGUGGUCCGCUUUAUCAAGAAUCAGAUCAUCUGCCGUUAUGGUGUGCCCAACAGAAUCAUCACAGAUAAUGGAACGAACUUGAAUAACAAGAUGAUGAAAGAUUUGUGUGAAGAGUUCAAGAUUGAGCAUCACAAUUCUUCUCCUUACAGACCUCAGAUGAAUGGCGCAGUUGAAGCUGCAAACAAGAAUAUCAAGAAGAUAGUGCAGAAGAUGGUGGUCACAUACAAAGACUGGCACGAGAUGUUACCGUAUGCUUUGCAUGGGUAUCGCACUUCAGUGCGUACUUCAACAGGGGCAACCCCCUUCUCUUUGGUGUAUGGUAUGGAAGCAGUACUCCCUGUGGAGGUUGAGAUUCCAUCAAUGAGAGUUCUAAUGGAGGCCCAGUUAUCAGAAGCUGAAUGGUGCCAAAGCAGAUAUGAUCAGUUGAAUCUAAUUGAAGAAAAACGCAUGAAAGCCUUGUGCCACGGACAACUUUAUCAACAGAGGAUGAAGCAAGCUUUCGACAAGAAGGUUCGUCCUCGCGUGUUUCAAGAAGGAGAUCUUGUGCUCAAGAAGGUUUUAUCUUUCCAACCCGAUUCUAGGGGCAAGUGGACGCCCAAUUACGAAGGCCCAUAUGUCGUCAAGAGAGCUUUCUCUGGUGGUGCACUGACUCUUACGACUAUGGAUGGGGAUGAGCUCCCUCGUCCCGUGAAUGCGGAUGCAGUCAAGAAAUACUUUGUCUAAAAAUAAAAAAACAGCUCGGUAAGUCGAAAACCCGAAAGGGCGGCUUAGGCAAAAAUGAGCGUCUCGGUGGGUCGAAAACCCGAAAGGGCGGCCCAGGCAAAAAUUAGAGACAUCAAACAGAAAAAUAAUUAGCCUGAUAGGUCGAAAACCCGAAAGGGCGAUCUAUGCAAAAGUUAAGGACCAAAAGACAAAGUAACUGCAUCGAGCUGAUCUUCGUUCAUUUGAGGCACAAUGGAAUGUCAAGGAGACCCUGAAUCUGAAGCAUCCAAACAGUGGAAUUCAAGGUUGUCAGAGGGAACAACGGUUAUUGUGUUCAAUGAACCUUCGAUUUAUAUUUACCAUUUUCCAAACUUUGUAAGAUCAGUGGAGCCAUGCCAUUGGCAGGUCACCACUCUUUCAAAUAAAUUUGAGCCUGUUGCCUUUCAUUUGGAAUUCUCAUUUAUUCAGCUUAUAAAACCUUUCCUUUUUUAUGGUAGCAUUUGAAACAAAACAUUUCUCAAAAUCAUAAAUUUUCUUUCAUGUCUUUUUUGAGAAGCACAAACAACAAAACACUUUUUCUUUGAACUCGUGAAUAGAUGAAGGGUGUGUCAACAGCUACCCUGAGAAUGGAUAAACCUUGCAGGUUGCACGUGGUCAAUUGCUUUUUUUCAAAAAAAAAAAAAAAAAAAAAAAAAAAAA